Messenger RNA from Ilex paraguariensis (yerba mate), 327 nucleotides. The record is from the annotation of a GenBank genome assembly. NCBI's taxonomy places the organism in Eukaryota, Viridiplantae, Streptophyta, Magnoliopsida, Aquifoliales, Aquifoliaceae.
AUGCGCUGCAUGAGAAGCAUAGGGAGAGAAAGAAGAAUGGAUGGCAAGAAAAAUAGCAGCAGCGGUGGUGGCGGCGGUAUUAGCUUCUUUCAGAUGCCCCUACACUACCCAAGGUACACCAAGAAGGACUAUGAAGCCAUGCCUGAGUGGAUGCUAGACAGGCUUCUUGCUGAAUAUGGGUUAUCUGCUCAUGGUGACUUGGCCUUCAAGAGGGAGUUUGCAAUGGGUGCCUUCCUCUGGUCAAAUGUUGUCCAGGGUCCUCCUAAAGCUCCAAAGUCCUCUCUUUACCAGAGUUUUGAGUAUUUUCUUCACAAGAAGAAUGUGUAG